Molecule: messenger RNA, 710 nt
Organism: Tribolium madens (black flour beetle)
Lineage: Eukaryota; Metazoa; Arthropoda; Insecta; Coleoptera; Tenebrionidae
Product: protein LZIC-like
Exons: 3
Coding region: 138-662 (174 amino acids)
Molecular function (GO): beta-catenin binding
Source: RefSeq, a predicted model, not a curated record
CAAACAAAAACACCAAAUUAACCGUAUGUCGGGACUUGACUCACACACUCAGGAAAAAAAUAACGGCAUUGUCCAGAAAUUGAUAUAACCUAGAAAAAAAUGCAAAUUUCGAGUAAUUGAGUUGCAAAUAAACCAAAAUGACCUCGUAUGGAAAAGUGGAAACCGCAAAACUGCAACAAAAUUUGGAAAAUCAGUUGGAUAGACUAGUCGAACAAUUAGGGGAUUUGGAAAAUUGCAAAGCGGAGCUAGACGCAGAGGAGUACGAGGAAACCAAACAGGAGACUAUGGACCAAUUAAAGGAAUUAAACGACAGUUUAUCCAAACUAGUCAAAGGCGAUAUUUCCCUUAUCAGUGCCCUAGGAGCUGUACAACUUGCCACUCAAGCUGCCAUUUCCGAAGCGUUCAAAACGCCGGAAGUUAUCAGACUUUUCGGGAAAAGAGAGCCAAAACAAUUGAGAGAAAGACUGUCCAGUAUUGAACAAGACUUUAAACUCAAUAAAUUGAGCGAUGAAGCCACCAGUAGGCAAAAGGCUGAAAUACUAACAGCGUUGAGACAACUCGGCGAGCAGCUAUCGCGAGAGGAGUUGCAGUUUCUGGAAAAGCACAAUAACAUCGCCAAUGCAUUUCAAAACGUCGAAUUUGUAGAGGUAACUGAUGAAUAAAAAGUGCACCAAGAAAUAAAGGAUUUAUUUGUACAUCCAUAAUUUAAC